This is a messenger RNA of Closterium sp. NIES-65, 483 nucleotides long. NCBI's taxonomy places the organism in Eukaryota, Viridiplantae, Streptophyta, Zygnematophyceae, Desmidiales, Closteriaceae. The record is from the annotation of a GenBank genome assembly.
AUGACGUACGUGCAGCUAAGGCCACCCCCCCCCCCCCCCCCCGUGCUGAGCGUACCACUGACGGAGCUCCUGGGGCGACGGAGUGUGCUGCAGGCUCUGGCCGCCGCCAGUGCCUCCACGACCACCACCGCCGCCGCCACCUCCUCGACCACCUCCUCCCCUGCCGCCGCCGCGUCCACCGCCGCCCCCACCACCGCCCCCGCCCCUGCCACCUCCCCCGCCGCUGCCGCUACCACCCCCACCGCUGCCACUAGUCCCCCGAGUCCACCACCACCCCCACCGCCGCCACCACCCCCACCACCGCCUCCCCCGCCGUCACCUCCGCCUCCCUUGCCCCCUUUGCCCUUGCCGCUGCGGCGCCCGCUCGAAGCAGACGCAGCCCCGACCUUCUCAGAACCAAGAGGCACCUACAUCGACUAUGCUAGCCUUUGCCAGUUCCUUCUCGAGGAGGGCAAUGGUGAGCUCAAUGGGGCAGCGAGCUAG